GGCUCGUUCAGCGGUGGGCGGGGAAAACAGACUACAAAUACAGCGCGAGGCUCUCUGUAAGAAGAUUAUCACAGACGAGGAGAUAAACAGGCGGCAAAGAGAGAAACACACCCAGGACGGACUAUACGUUGCUGUUCUCUUGUUUUAAAAAAGAAAUUAGAUAUAACCAUGAAUAAGGACACGGAGAUCGACAUGAAGGAAGUGGAGCUCAAUGAGGUGGACCCUGAGAAGCAGCCCAUGACAGGUGACGGCCCGGCUGCAGGCGGAGAGAAAAAUGGCAGCGUCAAGCUGAAGGUCCCUGAGGACGAGAUUACAUUCACCGGGUUGUCCAAAGAGGAGCUUAUGAAGGUUGCUGGCACUCCGGGAUGGGUGAGAACCCGUUGGGUGCUUCUCGUCCUGUUUUGGCUGGGUUGGGUCGGCAUGCUGGCCGGAGCCAUAGUGAUCAUAGUCAGGGCUCCUCGCUGCAAACCAAUUCCUGAGAUGAACUGGUGGAACGAAGGCCCUCUGUACCAGAUCUCUGACCUUCUAGCUUUCUCCGAUGGCCUGAAAGGCGUUGAAGCAAAGCUGGAUGAAAUAAAUCAGCUGAAGGUGAAAGGCCUGGUUCUGGGACCUCUUCACACCGUCCAGACCGACAACCCAAAUGCCCUGUUGCUUGACCAGAUUGACCCGACACAGGGAAAGAAGGAGGACCUGACUGCUGUGCUGGAGAAGGCCCACAAGAAAGGCAUGUCUGUGGUGCUUGACAUGACUCCAAACUACCAUGGAAAUGCUCCAUGGUUCAGUGGUGAUGUUGGUGAUGUGUUGGAGAAAGUCAAGGCUGCAGCGGCUCACUGGCUGGAUUUGGGUGUGGAUGGUGUCAAGCUGUCCGGCCUCAGCGUUGCCUCCAGCUCUGCUGAUUGGCCGAAACUGCAGGCUGCCAUCCAGGGCAACCGUACAGAAGACACGAAGAAGAGGGUGCUGAUGGGUGCGGUUGAAAAUAGAUCGGCUGCUGAUGUGUCCCAGCUCGUCAACACCACGGGUGUAGAUCUGGUCCUGUCUGACCUGCUGAGCAGCAAGAAUGGAGGUGUGGAGCGCAUCAAGGCCAUGGACACCCUAAACUCUCAGCACAGAAAUCUGGCCUGGGGUCUCGGUGCCACCCAACAGGACCAGCUGUCUAAACAGGCGCUGACUCAGGGCCUGAUCCGUCUCUACCAGCUCCUGCUGUUCACCAUGCCUGGAACCCCGGUGUUUACCUACGGAGACGAGAUCGGCCUUCAGGCAGGACAGGGUUCAGAGUCUCCUAAGAUGGUUUGGGACAUACAGAAGGAACCUGCUGAUGGAGCUCCUGUCAAUGAGACUGCUGAGGCUGAGCGGAAGGAGCGUGUUGACAUCAGGAAGUGGUUUAUAUCCCUCAGCGACCUGCGAGGCAAAGAGCGCUCUCUCCUCCACGGUGACUACUAUUCGCUCUACUCCUCCGCCUCCUCCCUGUCUUUCCUCCGUGUGUGGGAUCAGAGCAGCAGAUACAUAACAGCCGUCAACUGGGGAGGAGCAGCUGAGAAGCUCAAGAUCAAACUGGCACCUACAGAAGGACUAGAGCUGCCAGAGACGGCCAAGGUGGAGCUGUCAACUGACGAGGCUCUGAAAGCAGAGGACACCGUCAGCUUGGACGAAAUCACUCUAUCACCUGGAGGAGCAGUCCUGCUGCAGUUCCCCUAUAAAGCUUAAAGAUGGCGCCAGACUGUAGGAAAGCUUCCUGCAGACUAGACUUGGUUUAAGAACAGACACUGAAGUCAGUCCUCAUCAUUAGGAAUGAAAUAUGAUCGAUACAGGUCAUUUCCUUUAAUACAAGAAAUAUGAAAUAUCAGUUUAUUUAGUCAGAACACUAAUGAAUCGGCCAGUACAAACUGAGUCGGCUUGUUUUGGUGUCUUUAACGUUAACAUGUCUCUUGACUUUUAUUGUGUGUUUGGAAAAGAUGCAGCGACCUCAGUCAUGCACUCCAUCAGUUGGUCAUUUUGUUCUUCAUCUGUUAUUGUUGAUUAAUCUGUACAUUGUUCAACAAUGUGAAAGACAUUCCAUUCUUCUUUGGGCAUUCCUUAAGCAUUUCUUGUAUUUUCUAAUUUUAUAAAUUUUAAGAUUCGGUGGUUUUAAAAACAGUUUUAUUUUCUGACAUGGGCCUUUUCUUUUGAAUUUUCUCACUGCAGGAAACGAAAGGUUAGCACUGGUAAUGCAUGAUGACUUUGAGGUGUUUUUUUUAAGAGUGCUCAUGAACAAAAUUGUUGCAACUGGCAUCAAGUCUGUCAAAUGAACUGAAUUGGAAAUGAAUAAACAAAGUUCUGUACUGAC
Messenger RNA from Acanthopagrus latus (yellowfin seabream), 2323 nucleotides. Its product is annotated as 4F2 cell-surface antigen heavy chain-like. The coding region runs from base 169 to 1704 and encodes 511 amino acids. The transcript has 11 exons. NCBI's taxonomy places the organism in Eukaryota, Metazoa, Chordata, Actinopteri, Spariformes, Sparidae. The record is from RefSeq and is a predicted model, not a curated record. Gene Ontology annotation, biological process: amino acid transport; carbohydrate metabolic process.